Messenger RNA from Selaginella moellendorffii, 789 nucleotides. Its product is annotated as peptidyl-tRNA hydrolase ICT1, mitochondrial. Gene Ontology annotation, molecular function: translation release factor activity. The transcript is spliced from 8 exons. The record is from RefSeq and is a predicted model, not a curated record. NCBI's taxonomy places the organism in Eukaryota, Viridiplantae, Streptophyta, Lycopodiopsida, Selaginellales, Selaginellaceae. Gene Ontology annotation, biological process: translational termination. Bases 13 to 597 code for a protein of 194 amino acids.
GGGUUCUUGGGAAUGGCUGUUUGGCUUCCUGUUCCUCCGCGAUGGCCGGGCUUGCGCGCCUCGGUUCUUUGCAAGGCCGGGGAGAAGAAAGCGCCCGCGCGGCUCGUCCAGAAGCAGCAGAUGAUCUCCAGCCGGGAGGAGGCGGCGGCCGAGGCGGAUUAUGGCAAUCAGCCCAUCCCUCGGCUCUCGAUCGAUCAUGUGACUGUGAGCUUUGCGAGGAGUGGAGGUGCUGGCGGCCAAAAUGUGAACAAAGUGAACACGAAAGUGGACAUGCGAUUCAAUGUGAUGAACGCACACUGGCUUCCUCUCCAAGUGAGGAACAAGCUGCUUCAAACGGAGAAGAACCGGAUCAACAGCGACGGUGAAUUGGUCAUUUCUUCGACAAGAACAAGGACACAAAAGGGAAACAUCGAUGAUGCUCUAGCUAAAUUGCAGGAAUUAGUUGAUGCUGCAGCUUAUGUGCCACCGCCUCCAUCUCAGGAGACCAAGCAACGAAUUGCAAGGCUUGCUGCUGCCGAAGACAUGAAGAGACUCCAGUCCAAGAAACUGUCUGCUCUCAAGAAAUCGGCGAGGAGAGACAAAGGAAGCUGGGACUGAUACGAGUCAACUCGGAACUUCAUCUUGCUCGGAGGAGUCAUCGAUAAAAUGACGAUUUACAAGCUGAGAGACCUUGGAAUGUGAACAGUGGCUCUUCUUAAACAACUCUCGCAGCUUGUCAUCACAUAUGACAUUGUGGUUACCUGGUUCCUGGAUCGAGAAAACGCAAACGCAACUUUUAGAGCUCUAAAA